Messenger RNA from Micromonas commoda, 1368 nucleotides. RefSeq lists its product with no specific name. The record is from RefSeq and is a predicted model, not a curated record. NCBI's taxonomy places the organism in Eukaryota, Viridiplantae, Chlorophyta, Mamiellophyceae, Mamiellales, Mamiellaceae. The annotation marks the transcript as partial. The transcript is spliced from 4 exons.
AACAUCGCCAUGCAGGCCCCGAUCCCCGUCACCCUCCUCUCCGGCUUCCUCGGCGCCGGUAAGACCACGCUGCUCAAGCGCAUCGUGGAGAACGCCGGGAACUUCCGCGUCGCCGUGGUCGUGAACGACGUCGCGGCGCUCAACAUCGACAGCGCUCUCGUGCGGAACACGCGCGCGCUCGAUCCCAACGAACCGGGCUUGGUGGAGCUGCAGAACGGGUGCGUGUGCUGCACGCUGCGCGCCGACCUCGUCAAGGCCAUCGCGGACCUCGCCGCCCAGCGCAAGUUCGACGCCAUCGUCGUGGAAUCCUCCGGGGUCUCGGAGCCCGCGCAGGUUGCCGAGACGUUCGGCAUCGACCUCGCCGCCGCGGUCAAAUCUUUGCGUGGUGCGUCCACCUUGGAGCAGGUCGCGCGCCUGGACACGUGCGUCACCGUCGUCGACGCCGCCGCGUUCAACGGCGACCUCGCGUCGCCGGCCGAUCUCUUAGAGCGAUUCGGCGCCAGGGAAACGGGCGGCGAGGCGGCCGACUCGGACGGCGACAGGAGCGUCGCGCAGCUCCUCGUCUCGCAGAUCGAGUUCGCCGACCUCAUCGUCCUCAACAAGUGCGACCUCGUGUCCCGCAACGACGUCCUCGCCGUCAAGUCCGCGCUUGCGCAGCUCAACCCCGGAGCCGAGAUCGUCCUGGCGACUCGCGCGGACGUGCCCCUGAACAAACUGCUAGGGACCGGCAGGCACGACCCGGCGCGCGCCGCGAACGCCGCGGGGUGGCUCCGCACCUUACAGGACAAGAACAACCACCGCGUCGUCGAGACCAAGGAGUACGGCAUAUGCAACUUCGUGUACAAGGCGCGGACGCCGUUUCACCCGCAGAGGCUCCGCGCUUUUCUGCACGACUUCGCCGCCAUCCUCGACUUUGACGAGACCGAGGAGGAGGAGGUAGUGUUUCGCAGCAAGGGCUUCGUCUGGAUCGCGGGGCGCGAUGACACGUGCGGCGAGUGGGGCCACGCGGGCGCGGUGCUCCAACUGACCUGCGGAGGGCCCUGGAUGGGCUUGUUGCCCGAGGAGAUGUGGCCGGAGGAUGGAAGCGACGAGCGCGACUUGUUGGAACGAGAUUUCGUCAACCCCAUCCUGAUGGACCGCCGGCAGGAGCUGGUGUUCAUCGGCGUGCACAUGAACCGGAGCGCGAUCGUCGCCGCGCUGGAUCGGUGUCUGGUGACGCGCGACGAGUGGAAGCUCGGGCUCGACGGGUUCGUCUCGGAUGAAGAAGAUCCGUUUCCGAAGUGGCCGAGCCUGGAGGAUAUGAACCUCGGUGCCAACGACGGUCACGACCACCGCGGCCACCACCACGGUCACGGUCAUCAUCACUGA